Molecule: messenger RNA, 414 nt
Organism: Colletotrichum higginsianum IMI 349063
Lineage: Eukaryota; Fungi; Ascomycota; Sordariomycetes; Glomerellales; Glomerellaceae
Exons: 4
Coding region: 1-414 (137 amino acids)
Source: RefSeq, a predicted model, not a curated record
AUGUCGUCGUCUAUUGCGAUCCCGAUGACACCGUCGUCGGCCAACACAUAUCACCACCACCAGUCCGCCCAGGUUCAGGGUGCUACUAGCUCUUUCUCGUCGACGUACUCCAGCUCGCCUCGGACUUCGUCUCCUUCAUCUAUUCAGAAGCAAAAGAUGGUUCACGAACGCCGUCCUAGCCUUCUCAGCUCCGCCUUGUCGAAGCAAGAAAGCACUGUGAUCAAUAUCGGCGAGCCUAACGGCACUCCCCGCCUGAUCACCUAUCUCUCCUCAAGCCAAGGCUUUGCGUGGAACCCAGAGAUCUUCCUGCCGUCUUAUGUGGACUGCGACUACGUCCCCCUCGAGAACCGACGGGAACCUGUACACGAGAUCGUCCUCAGCGACGAAGAGAUCAACAACAUGUUCCCCCAAUAA